Danaus plexippus (monarch butterfly) is the source of this 2726-nucleotide messenger RNA. RefSeq lists its product as uncharacterized. Gene Ontology annotation, cellular component: mitochondrial outer membrane. Gene Ontology annotation, biological process: regulation of apoptotic process; intrinsic apoptotic signaling pathway in response to DNA damage; extrinsic apoptotic signaling pathway in absence of ligand. Gene Ontology annotation, molecular function: protein homodimerization activity; protein heterodimerization activity. The transcript has 6 exons. The coding region runs from base 204 to 1178 and encodes 324 amino acids. NCBI's taxonomy places the organism in Eukaryota, Metazoa, Arthropoda, Insecta, Lepidoptera, Nymphalidae. The record is from RefSeq and is a predicted model, not a curated record.
UUUUAAUGUGUUUAGUUGAUAACGGUGUGCGGAGCGUGCCGCUCGUGUCUCCAUUCGAAACCCAUGUCUUUUUGAUCCCGUGACCAUCUUUACCGUGUAAAUUAUCGAAACGAUUAAAUACCCGCAAUUGAAUUGAAACCUCUACCUCAUACCCGGUCGUAUAUUUACCGUUCAAGAUAGGGCCAAUAACAGAAACAAAAUGGAUGUCAGAUGGAAAGUUAGUUCAAGAGAACAACAACAUUUCCAUCCAUGUGACUCCACCGGAUGGAGAAGAAGAUGAUGAAUUUGUACCGCCGCUACGAAUGCGGCGGAAACUCAGCACACCGCUAAGUGCUUUACCAGGAUCAAUAGAAAGACUUAAUGCUACAGAACUAUUAAGACUAUCACCAGUAAGAUGUUUAUCUCCGUUGGAUCGCACAAAGCGUCGCUUCAGCACGAUGGUAUCAAGCGCUGCGGCAGCUGCAGUGUCACGACGUCUCUCUGCAACUAUCGGAUGGUGCCUCGCCACUCCCACGCAAGUCAAACCUCAAAUAGUCCGCCAGGGUCGUGCACUCUGCCUUCAAUACAUUAAAACACAAAUAAGGCGAUCGUCGUCAUGCCCAAAUAAACAAAUAGUAUUAAAACGUCUGCAAAGAAUGCUGGAAACUGAAUGUGGUGAGGAAGCUACGAAUAAUAUAGAAAGCGGUGUUCUGGCCGCAUUACGGGCUUUAUGUGCUGCUUUAGAGAGAAAAAGACCAGAAGCGUUUAGACAUGUAGCGCGGCAGGCUACAAGAGCGCCUUCGGCUAUGCUGCGAUCGGAUACAGCCCUUGCUGAGUUGACGCUUGCAUUAGCUCGUCGUAUUACCAGAGAAAACAUAACAUGGUCCAAAAUCGCUGCUGUGUAUUGUAUAUGUGGAGCUCUGGCAAGGGAGGCGGCAGAGGCAGGAGAUGGGGAACCCCCGCUUGAACUAGUGUCGUCACCAGCCGCAGCCAUAGCAGACCUUCUCCACGAAGAUGCUGGGUCCUGGAUAGCAUCUCAUGGUGGCUGGAACGGACUUAUCGAAAGACUACGCAUCAGUGAACGCGACCAACGAUCCGAGAAAACACUUCGAGUUAUGGUGUCUUUCUUUGCAUUGGCAUGCUGCUUUCUGUUACUACUAAGAUGGGUCAUCCAUACAAAUCCAGCCUAUGAUGAAUAAUUACAUAAGAAUACCUAAUUUAAAACUAAAGUACCUUUUUUUAUCUUAGUCAUUUACUCCACGAAUUGUUAUAAUGGAAGGAUUAUUGAGUCAUUAAACCAAUCUUUCACUUAAUAUUAUAAACCGAUUUAUUUUCAUUCAUUCAUUCAUUCGUUCAGUUUAUUUAUAUGGAAUACGAAAAUAUUUAUUUAAUUUAAUUUUACUGUAAAAAAGGUCGAUUGCUACAAAUAGAAUAUUCUUACAAAUCCUCAGUAUAUGGUAGUCAUUUAAUUCCAUAACAAAGAUUUAUAUUUAUACUAAUUUAUUUAGUAAUAAUGACUUUACUUGUUAUUUUUAAUAUGCUAAGUUCUACUGUAGCCGCAAUUGCAGUUAGUAUGGUAAUUAUAAAUAGAGAGAGAGAGAGAGAAAUACUUUGGCAGUAAUAACUAAAUCUUACAUAAUGUUUAUGGAGAUAAAACCAAAAUUUUUUCCUUCGCGUUACACUUUAUAACAAACAAUUUUUAUGUCCUACGAAAACACACUAAAAUGUCUUAACCGUGAAGUAUAUAUGCCUCUAUAAAUAUCCAUAUUGCAAUGAUUAAUCGAAUCCAUUAACUUAUACUGAUAUAAAAUUUAAGCAAAGCAAAAAAUUAAUCACAGAAAAGACCUCUGUGGAAGCAACAAGGCAAAUAAAACAUUAUAAAAAAUAGAUGCUGUUAGGAACUAUUUGUAAUAAAAAAGACUCAUCACCGAUCAAAUAUUGGUCUUUCUUAUUGUACUUUUUUACAAAUUUAUUCAUAUAUUGUGAACAAAAUCUAUAAGUACGUGAUGAAAUUUUAAAAAUAAAGACUUUAUCUUAUAUAUAUGAGCAAGAGCAUUGAAGUACAAAGCCUUAAUGGUUGUGAAGAUUGUAUUCGUCAAAAAGUAAGUUCGUUAUAAAAUUAAAUAUAUUUGACAAGUUGCAAAUUAAAAAUAUGUAUAGAGAUCAAGAAUCCUACGUACCUACAUAUUUUGUUAUUUUUAGUUCACUUGAAAAUGGUAACUAAUACCUAAGCCUUGUUUGAAUUCCUACGUAAACAUUUUUGUAUUUUUUUAUUCAUAAAAGGAACUUUUUACAAUCAUAAAAACCGAUAUGAUAGACGUAUGAAUAUUAUUAACAUUGAACAGUUAUCAUAAAUCAUCAAGUGGAAACAUCUUUAUGUAAUUAACCCCAUAUCACUCUCAUUGAAUAUGUAUAGUAACAGUUAAAUUACAACGAAAAAUACAUGAUUAUCCUUCUUUCACUUAAUGUUUUGAAUAUGUUAUUAACAUCUAGGUUCGAACCUCUCUAAACCGCUACAAACCUCUUUAGAUUUUUCAUCAGAAUCAAGGUCGACUAUUUCUUGCCACAAAAAAAAUCUUACUUUUCACAUUAGAUAGCACUUUUCAGUUUUAAUGUCAUCUUAAAGCCUUAACGAAUAAACAUACAGGCUUAUCAAUUAUGUUAUUUAUGUUAUAGAAAUUUUGCCUAAUAAAGUAUUAGAAACAUCAAGGCUGAAAUUGUUAGUAUAAUAAAAAAAUAUAUAUUAA